Messenger RNA from Phyllostomus discolor (pale spear-nosed bat), 1302 nucleotides. RefSeq names its product zinc finger protein 696 (gene ZNF696). The transcript has 2 exons. Gene Ontology annotation, biological process: regulation of transcription by RNA polymerase II. Lineage: Eukaryota; Metazoa; Chordata; Mammalia; Chiroptera; Phyllostomidae. The record is from RefSeq and is a predicted model, not a curated record. Gene Ontology annotation, molecular function: RNA polymerase II cis-regulatory region sequence-specific DNA binding; DNA-binding transcription factor activity, RNA polymerase II-specific. Bases 1 to 1212 code for a protein of 403 amino acids.
AUGACGCUGCAGGGACUGCUCGGCCUCCCAGUGCCCCCAGCUUGUGACGCCACAUCCCAGAUGCUCUUGGGCCGAGGGGACCUCGUUGACCUGCUGCCUCCCCGCGGCAGCCCCCCCGCCCCCGAGCUGUGCCCACUCCGGCCGACAUCUGGCCACGCCCGGCCCUCUCUUCCAGCUCCGCUCACGCGGGUGUCCCGCGGCCGCCGGGCUGCUGCGCACGGGGCACAGAGCGCAGGGUCGGCACAGCGGCAGGUGGCUGUGGAGGAAGGGGACGGCCACGGAGAGCAGGCGUCAGGACUGUGCCAGGAGCCUCCCCCAGCCCUGGCUUCUCUGGACCUUCGUGGGAACGAGGAGGCCAGAGAGGCCCUACAGGGGCCGGUUGCUCGUGGGGAAACCAGAGGGCGGAGUGGCCGUGAGAGCAUGCCAGGUCCCGCACGGAACGAGGGCCCCGCGGCAGGUGGCAGCGGCCACCGGACAGGACAGCCUCACAGCUGCGGCACCGACGCCGCCAGACCCCGGGGGGCCCGCACCGGGGAGAAGCCCUACGCGUGCGGCGACUGCGGCAAGGCCUUCGUGCACAGCUCGCUCGUCGUCCGGCACCAGCGCACCCACAGCGGGGAGAGGCCCUACCUGUGCCAGGAGUGCGGCAAGGCCUUCAGCCAGAGCUUCAACCUCAUCCGGCACCAGCGCGUGCACACCGGCGAGAAGCCCUACAGGUGUGCCGAGUGCGGCAAGACCUUCAGCCAGAGGUCGGACGCCGUCAAGCACCGGAGGAUCCACACCGGGGAGAGGCUGUACGAGUGCCGUGAGUGCGGCAAGGCCUUCAUCCACAGCUCCAACGUGGUGCGGCACCAGCGGACCCACCACGGGGAGAACCCGUACGCGUGCCAGGAGUGCGGCAAGGCCUUCAGCCAGAGCUCCAACCUCAUCCAGCACCAGCGCGUGCACACGGGCGAGAAGCCCUUCGCCUGCCAGGAGUGCGGGCGCGCCUUCAGCCGCAGCUCCUUCCUCAGCGAGCACCGCCGCAUCCACACGGGCGAAAAGCCCUACGAGUGCGCCGAGUGCGGGCGCGCCUUCCGGGCCCUGUCCGGCUUCUUUCGGCACCAGCGGGUGCACACGGGCGAGAAGCCGUUCCGCUGCGCCGAGUGCGGCCACGCCUUCCGCCUGAGCUUCCACCUCCUCCAGCACCAGCGGGUGCACAGCGGCGAGUGAAGCCGGGACGUGGGAGCGUGGGGCAGGGACAUGCGCGCACAGGUGGGGAGGGGCGCGGCCCCGCUGAGCUGGUGCCCACACCGAGAGCAG